This is a messenger RNA of Caenorhabditis sp. 36 PRJEB53466, 770 nucleotides long. The record is from the annotation of a GenBank genome assembly. Lineage: Eukaryota; Metazoa; Nematoda; Chromadorea; Rhabditida; Rhabditidae.
AUGCACCCUCACUUCCGGUUAUUUUCUGUGCUCGCAACUGCGCUCGUCGGUCAGUUUAUUUCUUUGAACUCAAUCGGAGAAAGAGAGUCUCAGGACUGCGUUGUGAGUUUUCGGAUACCGGGAAACAGUACUUAUUGACACGUCACAACGAAUUGCGCUCACUGAUUGCCCUCGGAAAGUACGUUGCAUCGAAUACGACAAAGGAAUCUGCCACAAACAUGAUGAAGAUCAUUUGGGACGAAGAUCUAGAAUCAUCUGCUCAAAACUAUUCAUCCGGCUGCCCCUCAGGACAUUCCACAAACAGAAAAGACAUUGGAGAGAACAUGUACUGGUGGAUAUCUCCAGCAGACACCGAGACAAAUAUGGAUGUUCUGGGGAACAGAUCAUCCAAUCUGUGGCAGAGUGAGUUUCAGAGCUUCGGAUGGACGGAGAAUCGGUUGACACAGGAGACAUUCGAAACCGGAAUAGGCCACGCUUCACAGGUAAAGAACUGCGGGGAAUUAAGAAGACUGAACAUUUGUAGAUGGCCUGGGCCAACACACAAAAAGUUGGAUGCGGAGUAACCAAGUGCACCGGUGACUCCAUAUCAGGAACUGAAUACGUGGUAGUUUGCCAGUAUUCUCCGGCGUAGGUGAAGUAUUUAAUUUAUAUUGUACAGCAUGAAUUUCAGAGGGAACUACAUUGGGAGCAACAUUUACAAGGCAGGGAAGACAUGCUCAGAGUGUCCGGACGGAACUUCUUGCGAAUCGGACACUGGACUUUGUGUAUGA